Molecule: messenger RNA, 3619 nt
Organism: Dromaius novaehollandiae (emu)
Lineage: Eukaryota; Metazoa; Chordata; Aves; Casuariiformes; Dromaiidae
Gene: RNF40
Product: ring finger protein 40
Cellular component (GO): nucleus; HULC complex
Molecular function (GO): ubiquitin protein ligase activity; metal ion binding
Source: RefSeq, a predicted model, not a curated record
CGGCGGGGGCGGGGCCGGGGGGGGCACGGCGCAUGCGCGGCGGCGCGGGCCGGGCCCGGGGCUGCCGGCGGCGGCGGCGGACGGGCGACUCUCGCUCCGGCGGCGCCAUGUCGGGGGCCGGGGGCAAGCGGGCGGCGGGGGAGGGGGGCGCCGGCCCCCCCGAGAAGAAGGCGCCGCGCGAGGAGCAGCCCCCGACCACCCUCAUCGAGCCCCUGCGCCUCGGCGGCAUCUCCUCCACGGAGGAGAUGGACCUGAAGGUGCUGCAGUUCAAGAACAAGAAGCUGGCGGAGCGGCUGGAGCAGCGGCAGGCCUGCGAGGACGAGCUGCGCGAGCGCAUCGAGAAGCUGGAGAAGCGCCAGGCCACCGACGACGCCACCCUCCUCAUCGUCCACCGCUACUGGGGACAGCUGGAGGCGGAGGUGCAGGCGCUGCUGCGGCGGGGGGAGGGGGCCGGCGGCCCCCCGCGCCCCCCCCGCCCCCGGCGACCGCCCCCCCCGGCGAGCCCGGCCCCCCCGGCGCCCCCCCCGCCGAGCCCGGCCCCCCCGACGGCAGGGAGCCGGCAGCUCCCUGGGGUGCCCCGCCGGGCGCCCCCCCCCCACCGCCGCCCCCGCCGCCGCCCCCGCCGCCCCCCCCGCCCGGCGGUGGGGGGGGGGCGGCGGGGGGGGCCCCUUUGGGCGCGCUGCUGGCGGCGCUGGCCCGCGGCACCCGAGGAAGGGGAGCUGCAGCUGCAGCCCCGGCUGGCGCCCGCCCGCGCCGGCCUCUGCCGCCUGGUCGAGGCCCUGGCCGGGGCCCAGCGACGGCCCCAGGAGCUCGGCGCCCGCCUCGCCGCCCGCCCGGAGCUGGCGGAGGCGGCGCGCGGCCUCACCCGGGAGCUGCUACGCGACAACCGGCGCCUGCAGGACUCGGCCAUGCAGCUGCAGGAGAAGCACCACCGCGUCUCCCUGGAGCUGGCCGAGCUGCAGGACAAGGCCACCUCGGCGGAGACCAAGGUGCUGGAGAUGGAGACCACGGUGGAGGACCUGCAGUGGGACAGCGCCAAGCUGCGCAAGCGCGAGCACAAGCUCAACCGCCACCUCGCCGAGGCCCUCGAGCAGCUGAACUCGGGCUACUACGCGUCGGGGAGCUCGGGGGGCUUCCAGGGGGGGCAGAUCACCCUCAGCAUGCAGAAGUUUGAGAUGCUGAACGCCGAGCUGGAGGGCAACCAGGACCUGGCCAACAGCCGCAUGGCCGAGCUGGAGAAGCUACAGCAGGAGCUGCAACAGGCCGUGCGGGGCCACGAGCGCCUCAAGGUGGCCCUGCGCUCGCUGCCGGAGGAGGCGGUGAAGGAGACGCUGGAGUACAAGGUGCUGCAGUCGCAGUUCUCGCUGCUCUACAACGAGAGCCUCCAGGUGAAGACGCAGCUCGACGAGGCCCGCGCCCUGCUCCUGGCCACCAAGAACAGCCACCUGCGACACAUCGAGCACAUGGAGAGCGACGAGCUGAACCUGCAGAAGAAGCUGCGCACGGAGGUGAUCCAGCUGGAAGACACCCUGGCCCAGGUGCGCAAGGAGUACGAGAUGCUGCGCAUCGAGUUCGAGCAGAACCUGGCCGCCAACGAGCAGGCGGGCCCCAUCAACCGGGAGAUGCGGCACCUCAUCUCCAGCCUGCAGAACCACAACCACCAGCUCAAGGGCGACGUCCAGCGCUACAAGCGCAAGCUGCGCGAGGUGCAGGCCGAGAUCGGCAAGCUCCGCCUCCAGGCCAGCGGCGCCCCCCCCACCGCCGGCGGCCCCGCCCCCCCGCCCGCGGCCCCGCCCCUCCCCGCCCCGGGCCCCGCCCCCGCCGCCGAGGAGGCGGGGCCGGCCCCGCCCAAGGAGGAGGAGCCGGCGGCCGGCGCCGCGGCGGCGACGUCGUCGGCGGGCGGGGCGGGGCCGGCCCCGCCCGGCCCCGCCCCCCGGGAGCCCGGCCCCGCCCCCGCGGCCCCGCCCCCGGCCCGGGGGGAGGCGGAGCCCGGGCGCCGCGCGGGGGGGGUGGAGGAGGAGGAGCCUCCCGCCGCCCCGCCCGGCGCCGCCCCGCCCCCGCGAGCCCCCCCCGCCACCGCCGCCCCCCCCGCAGGGGGAGGAGGGGGCCGGGCGGGGGGGUGGCGGGGCGGGGCCGAGCGCGGCAGGCCCCGCCCCCCCGGCCCCGCCCCCCCGGAGGAGCCCAAGAAGAAGGACGGGGAGCUGCUCAAGCAGCUGCGGGCGGAGCUCAAGAAGGCGCAGGAGAGCCAGAAGGAGAUGAAGCUGCUGCUGGACAUGUACAAGUCGGCGCCCAAGGAGCAGCGCGACAAGGUGCAGCUCAUGGCCGCCGAGCGCAAGAGCAAGGCCGAGGUGGAGGAGCUGCGGGGGCGGGCGCGGGAGCUGGAGGAGCGGGAGCGGCGGGAGAGCAAGAAGCUGGCGGACGAGGACGCCCUGCGGCGCCUGCGCCAGGCCGAGGAGCAGAUCGAGCACCUGCAGAAGAAGCUGGCGGCCACCAAGCAGGAGGAGGAGGCGCUGCUGUCGGAGAUGGACGUGACGGGCCAGGCCUUCGAGGACAUGCAGGAGCAGAACCUGCGGCUGCUGCAGCAGCUGCGCGAGAAGGACGACGCCAACUUCAAGCUGAUGUCGGAGCGCAUCAAGGCCAACCAGAUCCACAAGCUGCUGCGCGAGGAGAAGGACGAGCUCGCCGAGCAGGUGCUCGCCCUCAAGGCCCAGGUGGACGCGCAGCUGCUGCUGGUGCAGAAGCUGGAGGAGAAGGAGCGGGUGCUGCAGGGCAGCCUGGGCGCCGUGGAGAAGGAGCUGGCGCUGCGCUCGCAGGCCCUCGAGCUCAACAAGAGGAAGGCGGUGGAGGCGGCGCAGCUGGCCGAGGACCUGCGGGCGCAGGGGGAGCACGUGCAGGGCCGCGUGCGGGAGCUGCAGGCCUGCGCUGCCGAGAACCGCGCCGCCAAGGACAAGGAGUCCCUCAGCCUCAAGCGGGCCCAGGAAGAGCUGUCGCGGCUGCGGCGCAAGCUGGAGAAGCAGCGCAAGGUGGAGGUCUACGCCGACGCCGACCAGAUCCUCCAAGAAGAGAUCAAGGAGUACCGGGCCCGGCUGACCUGCCCGUGCUGCAACGCCCGCAAGAAGGACGCGGUGCUCACCAAGUGCUUCCACGUCUUCUGCUUCGAGUGCGUCAAGAGCCGCUACGACACGCGCCAGCGCAAGUGCCCCAAGUGCAACGCCGCCUUCGGGGCCCACGACUUCCACCGCGUCUACAUCAGCUGAGCCCCACGGCUGCCCCACGGCGGCCUCGAGGCGUCCAUGGGUGUCCAUGGGUGCUCCACACCACCCAUGGCCACCACGACGUCCUCCAGCGCGAUUGCCCCCAGCUCAACACCGCCUUGGCCUCCAUGGUUUCCACCGCGUCUACGUCGGCUGAGCCCCACGGCUGCCCCACGGUGGCCUCGAGGUGUCCAUGGGUGUCCAUGGGUCCUCCACGCCACCCAUGGCCACCACGACGUCCUCCAGCGCGAUUGCCCCCAGCUCAACGCCGCCUUGGCCUCCAUGGUUUCCACCGCGUCUACGUCGGCUGAGCCCCACGGCUGCCCCACGGCUGCCCCACGGCGGCCUCGAGGUGUCUAUGGGUG